Brachypodium distachyon (stiff brome) is the source of this 1878-nucleotide messenger RNA. Its product is annotated as U-box domain-containing protein 9. The coding region runs from base 61 to 1572 and encodes 503 amino acids. Gene Ontology annotation, cellular component: cytoplasm; nucleus. Gene Ontology annotation, biological process: protein ubiquitination. The transcript is spliced from 2 exons. The record is from RefSeq and is a predicted model, not a curated record. Lineage: Eukaryota; Viridiplantae; Streptophyta; Magnoliopsida; Poales; Poaceae. Gene Ontology annotation, molecular function: ubiquitin-protein transferase activity.
CAUGAGAUCCCAAGAAGAAGUGAAAGGGGCUACCAAGUAGCCCCACGUGCCCCACUCAGAAUGUCCGAAAAAAAAGCCGUAGAAAAAAAAACCGGGCACCGGCAAAACCGUAAAAUAAAACCUCCCACCCGUCUCUCUCCCCUUCCCAACCCAGCGACCGCGGCGAGGCGCACACACCCCUCGCUUCCCAAAGAAAUGGUGAAGCCGCCGCCGGCGGAGGAGGAUACUGCGGCGCUGCGGCGGCGCCUUAGGAGUCUCGUUACGGCACUGACCGGUGAAGGUGCCGUAGCGGACGCGUUCGAUGAGGCGGCCGCGGCGCUCGCGGCGCUAAGGGAGGCCGAACUCAGCGGGCGUGGGAAGGGAGCUCGGAGAGAGGAUAUGCGAACCGUGGUGGAGGCAGAAGCCGUGCCGGAACAGUUCUUGUGCCCGAUCUCGUCCAAGAUCAUGGGUGACCCCGUGGUCGUCGAGUCUGGUCAGACCUAUGAUCGCCAUUUCAUCGAGGAGUGGUUUAGUGCAGGGAACCAGACGUGCCCGCAGAGCCAACAAGUGCUUUUAAACAAAACGCUGAUUCCUAAUCUCCUCAUUCGAAGCAUGAUAGCACAGUGGUGCACACAGAAUGGAUUUUCCCUGCCACCAGUUGAGAACCAAAAUGAAGAUCAUGCUAGCAACAGUGAGCAAAGAACAUUUGAUGAUAUAUUCAACAAAAUAACUUCAUCAUCAAACAGCACUGAACAGAAGCAAGCAAUCAAGAAUCUCAGGCUGCUCACCAAGCGUAGCAGUGAAUUCAGAGCUAUCUUAGAAGAAAGGCCAGACUCCAUAUCAGAAAUGACCUUUUCCCGGUUUUCUACCCCAGAAUUACAAAAUGAUCCACAAGUAGUGGAGGACAUGGUGACUAUAAUUCUGAACUUUUCACUGCAUGAUAGUAAUAAGAAGAUAAUUGGAGAUGACCCAGAAGCAAUCCCCUUCCUCAUAUGGGCACUCAAAUCGGGAGACAUGGGGAGCCGCAGCAACUCUGCAGCUGCCAUUUUCACUCUGUCAGCUGUUGACUCCAACAAAGUGAAGAUUGGUGAAUUGGGAGCAAUGGGACCUUUGAUCGAUCUUCUUGAACAUGGCAGCAUCAUAGCAAAGAAAGAUGCGGCAUCAGCCAUUUUCAGUCUUUGUCUGCUCCAUGAGAAUAGGUCAAGAGCUACACGGAGUGGCAUCGUUGAUGUGUCGAUGAGAGCCAUCAGAGAUCAGUCGCUUACAGAAGAAUCGUUGGCUAUACUUGCUUUGUUAUCAAGCAACUAUGACAUGGUAGAGCUGAUGAUAGAGUUUGACGGUGCCACUUGCAUGCUGCAAGCAGUAAGGGAGAGCGAGUGCAAGCGUAGCAAAGAGAAUGCAGUUGUAGUCCUUUUCUCGAUUUGUAUGUACAAUCGGGCAAAGCUGAAACAGGUCGAGGAACAUGAGAAUACGAAUGGGUCAUUAGCUUUUCUUGCACAGAACGGGACUCCAAGGGCAAGGAGGAAGGCUGCCGCAAUCCUGGAGAUGAUGACGAAAACCAAAACCAUGCACAACAGGCAUAGUUCUUGUUAGGAUCAGCAAGAGAGAUGCAGUUGGAGUAACAAAGAGGAUGUUAGGUUAGGUGUACAUAUUGAAAUACACACAUAGUAUCUUCCUUUCCAGUAUAUAGAGGCAUUGUGCAGAUAAAGAGCUAAGGGUUUUCUCAUUGGAAUGAUACAGACCAGUUCUUGGUUCUUUGAACAUACAGCAGCGUGAACUUUUCCCAGAAUAGCAUUUGCAGGAUGUGUAGCGUGAAUAUGUUUCUUUCCUUAGUAAUAACUCUAUCAAAAAAUGGAAUGAUUUCUCGCCCUCACAGCAUGCCAUCUCAGCAUAUGUCCA